AUGGAUCUGUAUGGUCUUGCAUAAGGUUAAUCCAAUAAAAAUGUUGUCAUUGAUGUGUGGAUUUUUUUUUCUCGUCUCGAUGUCUGGAUUGUUACACAAACAACGUUUUAUACACUUAUAUUCCGGUACAGCUAUGUCUUUUGAACUAGGGAAGUAUAGUGACUGUCUAAUCUAGUUUGUUUGGAUACAUAGUGACCUCUUGUGUCACUUUGUUAAAUUGCAACUACACGGCAUAGUUGCCUAAAAAUAUGCCUGUCUAAAUGUUGACAAUAUAUGUUUCUUACAAUUUAUUUAUGAAGUAUUAGACCUAAAUGUGAGCGUAAAUAUUGGCCCUAAUGACAAGCCACUACAGAGGGGGUUAACAUAAACUAUGUUCCAAUAAAUGUUUAUUUUUUUCAAACAUUAUCGUCAGGUUUAAUGGUGGGCAGUCUGGACCAAGAUGUUACACAAAACGAAACAGAUAUCUGCGCUGAAAGGCGGUGUCGCUUUAAGACCCCAUACGAAAUGGGACGAUUCUGUCAAUUUCAGUUUAUUUUGUUGUAAAAAGUAUAAGGAGGAAUAUAACUGCUUAUCUCUAAUUUGUUGGUAAAGUCUCUCCUUUUUGUUUUCAAAAUAAUAAUGGUAAUGGUACGUGAUACGUGAUACGUACGUGAAAGCACAACCACCACCAAGCAAAGAUCGAUAUUCUUUAACAUUUUAAAAUUAGUCACCAUCUAUCGUGUGAUAUAAAUGGGCUUUGUGGCUUAGUGGAUAUGUAUUCUAACAAAGAAACGGCAUUGUUUACUGAGGAUAUUGUUAACAGUGUCAAAGAUUACGGUAAACUCAAACCUUGCAAAGACGUGCGUUCAGCCGCCGUUGAAGAGGUUAUUUAAACAAAGCCGGAAGUAAACGUCGGACACCUCUUUGGUUACACUGUUUCUGUGUCUGGCUUGAGUCGGAGCGGGUGGUUUUUCAGGAGGGAAACUUUGCAAGGUUUAACAGGAUUUGAGCACGAUUAUAACGAUUCGUCUAAUUACAAGAGCCAGUGCAGCCAUACUGAGAGGUAGGAGCAGACUUUGAUCAAAUAGAUUGUUCGAUUUGUCGUGUAUCAUGAUAUUUUACCCGCUUCAGUUUGCGCCAUUUUCGCUACUUUGGCACUGCACAAAUGUGCGCCUUUUAGCUCUGGCGUUCUUUGUCCCUGUUGUUUAAUGUAUUAAGAUAUGUUUGUUUUCAGAAAGAAACGUAUCAUUGUAGUUUGUUAUCUCAAGGCACACAUUAUAAAUCGGUAGAAGAAAAGAAACGGGCUUGCGUGUCAUCCAAAAUUGUGUUCAAAUCAAGCGCAAUUGCGCAUUUUUGUGCUGCAUCAGGCCGUGUCAGACGCUAACAGCGCCAGCGCCUCUCCGACUAAAACACGAUUCUGGCGCACAUGAGUUAGCUGACAUGCUAACCGGUUAGCCUCACUCAAGCUUUGAUUGUUGGCAUGUGAACACCGACGAGAUGGGAGAUUUCUACUGACGUGAAACAAAUAUCCCCCCAUGUUUCGGACCCCUGAAGUUUAUCCUCAGAUCGAGUCAAAAAAAGAGAGGUAGAGGUGUGUGCAUGGACAGGUAACGCUACCGGCUAACUUGGCUAACAUCAUGUAGUGGACCAGGCAUGUUUGGUUUAAAGUCCACUUAAAAUACACUGCUGGGGAGUGUGAUCACUUUCUAACAUCGUGAUCGAAGUUUGUGUUGAUUUUUACAGUGCAACAUCUCCAAUAACAACAACCCAGACGUGUUAAAGUUGGCAAAUAUUGAGAGAUGAAACAUGAAGUUACUGCGACACUUUCAUGUUUCUUUGCUUUAUCCUCAUUGUCCUGUACAUGGUUGCCAUAGAGAUCGUGAAUUACAGAAAGAAAGUUAUAAUUAAAAUUUUAAUUAGUUCCAUGUGUUAUUGAUAGGAAACGUGCGCGCGCGUGCAUGUGCAUGCUUAUAAUUUAGCCUCUACAGCCCAAAGCUUUAAGUCAUUUAGGUUCAUUAUGUCAGGUUUUAAACUUAAAACUUAAGCAAUAUUAGUGCUGAUGAUUAUGUGGGAUACGUUCAAGAAAACCUAUAAAACUAUUUAAAUAACAAUUUUAAUUUAUAAAUAACUCAAAGUGAGUAUGUUUUCCACGAAUAUGGAAAAGCAUGUUGAUUGUCAAGUCCACUUUUUUUAAGAACUAUUUUUGUGAGCUUUGAGUCACAAACUCAAUUGAAUUAUUGCCAUUGGAGAUAAAAUAAAGUUAUUCUUAACAGCUAAAAUCUCAUAUAAUGGGCAAAAAAAAUGCCAAAACAGUCUCAUAAACUGUCCAAUUCUUACAAGUAUUUCAGUUUUAGUUGUACAAAUCAUCAAACCUGAUCUCCUGACUUGGGAUAUUUACCGUAUGGAUGAUCAGAUCUACUCCCAAUGUUAGCUCAAAAAACAGCAUAUAAUGGAAAUAAGAUCAACACAAAUUUGCGAGUCACCUCCACAAAGUUGGAGGCUUUGUCCUGCUGAUGUCAGGUUUGGUGUAAAAUCAUUGAUUUGGAUUCUUUUGAUUGCAGGAGUCCACAAAUCAUGUCAGGGAUUGCAUUGAGCCGGCUUGCUCAGGAGCGCAAGGCAUGGCGGAAGGACCAUCCUUUUGUAAGAAAGAUCCACAUGUGCUUUCUUGACCAUGAUUGUCCAUUUGAGUUUUCAUUAUGGAUUUACAAUACCUACAUAUUUGUCCAAACUGUUUAUUUUUCAGGGAUUUGUUGCUGUACCAACAAAAAACCCAGAUGGAACCUUGAAUCUCAUGAAUUGGGAAUGUGCUAUUCCUGGCAAAAAGGGGGUAAUGUAUUUCAUAAUAUUUUUGCAUGAUAUGCAUAAUAUGUUUUACUCAAAACAGAACUAAUUCCAUAUUGAAGUAAAAUUUCUGUGGUGCACUUCCUGUUGAUGCUAGCAUAGACAGCAAAUAUAACUAUGUGUGGAUCUAGAUUACAGGAACUGAAACGGUUGUGAGAACUUGAUCAUCUUAGGAAGCAGUUAUACAAUGAAAUCUGCCAGUAAAGUCUUUUUGGUGAAAACCUGUGAGGAUAUGACAUGGAUAUCUCUUAAAAGUCUAAUCUUAUGUGUGCAUGUCUCCUCAGACUCCGUGGGAAGGAGGCCUGUUUAAACUGCGCAUGUUGUUCAAGGAUGAUUAUCCUUCAUCACCACCGAAAUGUAAGUUUCAGUGUCAGACCUGCAUUAAUGGUCCCGCGAUCACUUCAUACAUGUUAUCCUUAAGCACGUGCUUGUAGAGCUCUUUUUAUAUAUUUUAGUUAGUAGAGAGAUGGUUCACUCAACAGCAACAACUACAAAUAGUUGCAUCACAUGCACCCCACAGUGUGUAUCUUUGCAUGUGCAGGUAUCAUAUUUUAAGAUGACAGUUAGAAAAGCAACUGUUAGUGUUACUCGAUUGCUCAAUAACAAUCUCUGAGUUAGUAAAGCUUGCAGGUUUGGCACAUGACCAAACAAAACUACCUGUCAUCGUUCUUCCUUUCAAUCAAAAGUCCCUAAUGGUUUAUUGAAGAAAAUACCGAUCAAGCCAAAGCUAACUGCAGCAAAAUAGUGUGGAGUGAUUGGCUAUUAAAACUGCAGUAGCCACAACACUGAAAAAUGAAGUUUCCGCAUUGGUAUUAUGUAUUAGAGGGGGGAAGUAACUCUGAUAUAUAAUGCUAAAACCUGCAGUGUUGACCAUAGUAGCAUUCCAAAUAGAUACAUUGUGAAAGUCUGAAUGUAUUGCUGUAAAAAUCAAAAUAUAUUAUUUUGUAUAAACAAGCAAUGCUCUUCUAUUGAACUUCACAUUUGAAUCAUUAGAAAAGUGUAAGUGUUGUACCUUUACAUCGUUUCAGUGCAGUCAGGACGCUCAUGUUCAGUUAAUGGUGGGAAAAAAAAACAUUUUUCUAACUUUUCUCUUGUGAGUUAAAAAAAGGGGAUACAAUCUAAUAAACACUCUAAAUUUUGGUAAUUAUUGAACUCAUCUAGGGGUUGGAGAAAAAAAUCAAUACAGCAUAAUAUCGCACUAUUUUGUCUGGUGAUAUAUAUUAUAUAGUCUCAUUUACAAAGUAUCAAUUUUAAAAUUAAUUGUUAAUAUGAAGUCAAAUCUAUGAUAAUGGGAAAAUAAAAUCAACUGUUUGUCCAGUGAGAUUGGCAGAGGUGACAUCAUAGAGCAGGAGAGAAGCAGUGCAACAAAUAUAAGUUUUGCAAGAUGUGCUACGCGAAAAUAAAAUGCAGCGUAAAUAAGACAGAGACAAAGGAAAGACAAAUGCUAAAUUAGCUUAACAUCAUCCCCUACUCAUAAUCGCCAUUGCAAUACUGAAAAGUAUGGUCACAAAUUGCGUGUGUGUGUGUGUGUGUGUGUGUGUGUGUGUCAUGUGGGGCUUAUCUUUGUACCUGCAGGUUUAUAAAUAGAUCUCUGUAUUCUUCUGUUGAAAAGUUGUCCCUUCUCAACCUCACAGGAGUCCUGUUUGUCUUCAAACACGCACAUUAAUCAUAAAUUUUAUUUGUUUCAAAUGAUAAAUAGCAUGUGAACAACUCAACUGCACCUCACAAGUUCAUUUGUAAAGCUUACUUAAAAAGUGUAUGCUCUCUGUUCUACUGGAGAAAGUCGCAUUUUAUUUGGUCAGUUUUUUGUGUUUGUAUUUUAUUAAGGUUGUGUACUUUUCAAAAUACUGAAACCAUACAAAAAACAAUUGUUUGUCUGUUAGUGAGUCACACCUGCAUAAAAUGUGUUGUAUUUCUAAACAUUUUAUAUCGCAGACAAGGAACUUGCAACUUCCUGCUUUUUGACAUUUUGUUUUCUCCCUCUCAUCCAGAGCAAACAAAUAUUUGUUUCUGUGCAGGAAUUUGUGUUCAUAACUUACAAACACUACAAAUUUUCUCAGAGUUGAUCUGCAAUCAACUCUUGUCACUACACACCUCUCUUGGCAGGCAGUUCAUUGUCAUAGUCCUCGUUGUUUUUUCCAUCCAGUCCAUCCUCAACUGUUUAUUAUGACGUAGAGCUAAUAGUUGUAUAUAAUUUGGCUGCUCAGUGCUGGCCUGUAAUUGUGUGAACCAGAUUAUUACAACACCACUCUGGGUCACUCACGGCGUCAGGGCACUGUAACAUACAGACUCUAAUAUCAGAGCUUUAACAGGACUACUGUUGUCUGAAUGUCACAUUAAAAUAACAUCAAGCCUCUGCUGGUGUGAACUCCAGGAGCUGCUGCCUUUAAGUGAAACAGCUGAGCUUGAAAACGCCUGGUGACAUUUGUGGAAUUUGUUUAUCUGGCUGACAUUUGUAACGGAUCCGAAACUUAAGUGCACUUAACAUUUGAUUGUGUUGUAGGUAAAUUUGAGCCUCCACUCUUUCAUCCAAACGUGUACCCAUCAGGCACAGUAUGCCUAUCUAUUCUAGAGGAGGACAAGGACUGGAGACCAGCCAUCACAAUAAAGCAGGUGAGGACCGCCAAGUAUGCAUCAGUUACAUAUCGGAGCAAACGGCUCAUACCAUGACCUUGGUCUCUCUGUAUCUGUGAGUGGCUUUAAAAUGCUGAGUGUGUCUGUCAUCUUGAGCUUUUUACUCACCUUUGGUCAGGUGUAAAAGACAUUAAGCAGAUAAAUGACCCCCAGAUGGGUUCGCCCCCUUUCAAUAAAUGAAUUCCAAUAUGUAAAGCUCAGAGAGUUAAAUGAGAGGACACAUUUUAUCAUUGUACUAAAACAAUGUGUUAAUCCAAUUCCAUGGAAAGUAAGGGAAAGUAGAAGAGUGAGGGAUCAAUACCUGAUAAUCCAAUCCUUACAGAGGCGCAAAGUAAUUCGAGACCUGUUCAGAAGCCCGGUUUAAGAGUGUAUAGAAUACAGGGACAGGGUUGUGGGAGUUCUCCUGACUCAACUUCAAAACAAUGCAAAUAUUCUGACAGAAUAGGAAAAAUGAAACAGCUAGUUGUAUUAUUGUCAAAAGAUUUUUAAAAUCACCCGAUUUAGAUUCCUUCAUUUGGAUUCAACCAUCAGUCCAUCUAAUUGAGUUUUUCCUACCUUAGAUCUUAUUAGGUAUCCAAGAACUCCUAAAUGAACCAAAUAUCCAGGAUCCAGCCCAAGCAGAAGCUUACACAAUCUACUGGUAAGUAUAAUUCAUCUCUGCAAACAUGCACCCAAUGUGUUAAAUGAUAGAAAAUUGCAUGUCUGGUUUCUCUUUCUGACACGUGUUUGACACGGGUGAGUUUUAGUUGCACCGCAAUACUUUUGAUAUUAAACUUACAUUGUGUUAAUAGUAACAAAACAUGUGCAUUAACUUUGAAAAUGAAAUAGUUGUCAUUAACUUUUUUCAUCAUUUUACACCUGUGUAAGUAAAGCAUCUGUCUGUAAUAUAAUUUAAUCAAAAGAAUCUCUGAACAGCUAUAAAACAUGCUCAAAAUACGUCCACCUUCUAAAUCUGGAAUAUCAAUCUCACAAAAGAGAGACCUAACAGAUUCCUGAUUUUUUUUCUUUGACUAUAUCAAUUGAAAAGGGAUUUUUAUUCAUUUUCUCAUAAUUUUAAAUAGUUCUUGUUUCUUAUUUUGACAAAUUAUCAGAGAACUGAAAUAACAACUUGUUUUUAUAUCACCUUUCCAGCCAAAACAGAGUAGAAUAUGAAAAAAGAGUUCGAGCACAAGCCAAAAAGUUCUCCCCCUCGUAA
Molecule: messenger RNA, 6649 nt
Organism: Xyrichtys novacula (pearly razorfish)
Lineage: Eukaryota; Metazoa; Chordata; Actinopteri; Labriformes; Labridae
Source: the annotation of a GenBank genome assembly